This is a messenger RNA of Fibroporia radiculosa, 753 nucleotides long. RefSeq lists its product as uncharacterized. The record is from RefSeq and is a predicted model, not a curated record. Lineage: Eukaryota; Fungi; Basidiomycota; Agaricomycetes; Polyporales; Fibroporiaceae. The transcript is spliced from 7 exons. The coding region runs from base 1 to 753 and encodes 250 amino acids.
AUGGAUCGUCGAAACAUGUGGAAGAUUGCGCGGCAUCAUGUGCCUACAUUCCCAGCUUCGUCACUGCAACCAUUGGUGAUUUUUGACUCCGAUUUUGAUGGGCUCGUAGAGGAUACUGCACCUAUAUUCGACAUCUUCAAAUAUGCAUCCGAGAUGAUUCUUGAUCAAGUUCAUCGGCAUCAGGAGCUGUUCAGUCUGCUCAAGUUCAUAGCAGAUAUUUACGGUUAUUUGAGAGCUGAUAAAGACAUUCUCGGCAAUCCAUUCAUGGAAGGACGACUGGUCGUAGAGAAGCUGACGCGACAGUCACUAGAAUGCGCUGAUUUCAUCGCCCAUUAUUCGGAGAAAAUCGUGUUCUGGAAUAAGCUGGGCAAGGACAUCGAUCGUGAAACUCGUACGACUAUUCAGCGCUUUCAAGAAACUCUCAGCAGUCUCAUGGAGCAGAUUCGGCGUCGUACCUUCAAUGAGAUUUCAGCUCCCAUUUACAGAGGGGCUCUAGAUGUUGACCUGAGUGGCUUGGAGUAUGUCACUGGGGCUGGGGUUAAUGAAUCGAAGCAGUGUCUCCCCGGUACUCGAAGAGAAAUCCUGUCGACGAUCCAGGACUGGAUUCAUACUAAGAAAGAGGACGCGACGAAGAUUUUUUGGCUGUCCGGGAUGGCGGGGAAGGGCAAGUCUGCGAUCGCACACACGAUAGCUCGUUUGUCACACGAACGUGGAAGUCUCGGGUCUUGUUACUGCUUUGAUCGCACGCGAUAG